Messenger RNA from Besnoitia besnoiti, 957 nucleotides. RefSeq lists its product as uncharacterized. Bases 1 to 957 code for a protein of 318 amino acids. The record is from RefSeq and is a predicted model, not a curated record. The transcript has 4 exons. Lineage: Eukaryota; Apicomplexa; Conoidasida; Eucoccidiorida; Sarcocystidae.
AUGGGCACGCCUGCGCCCUUCAAGAUCUUCAAGGCAACGCCGCCGCCGGCCCCGCUGGGGCGGAAGCCGAUUGGCUACCGAGGCAACCAUUGGCACAAGAAGGUUCUUUACGACCCAGUCUAUCCGACAACCAAGAUCCCUGCGGCCCUGGUUCCGCGCUACCCGAUCGACUGGCGCAACGGAGGGCGCGCGUUGCUGAUCGCGGCGCUGUCGAAGCUGGAGGGCACUUCGUCGCUCCAGCGGCGGAUUUUCCUGAGCGAGAAUAGCCGGGAGAGCCAGACGCCUCAGGCGCCGCUGACGGCUUUUCAGAAUGCAGGCGGGUCGGCCGCGGGCGGCGCCCCCUACCUCGUCUCUUCGCUGGGGCGGAAGCGGAGCGUCGCCGGGCGUGUCGUGGUGAGCCUCAUGGGCCGCCACCGGCAAAUCCUCGACUACCAAUCCCGCGGCGGUUUCUGCUCGCCGAGAUGCUUCGCGGAGUGUACGAAGGAACUCAAGCGCUGCCUCUGCGCCUGGCGCUGCAGCGGCUUCCACGAACACGUCGUGCAGAUGGACGGCAUGCUCGGCGACUACAAGGGCGAGGUGAAGACCGACAAGCCCCUCUUCUCCGUCCUCAGGCGACAAGCCAGAAAAAACAGCGAGCCGGCGGAGGGCGCGGUGUUUAACGCGGCGUCGGGCGCGUUCGAGUCCGCACGCCCCAAGCAGCACCCGGCCUUCGAGGCCUUCGACCGCCACGGGCCCGAAGGCCCUUCGCACAGGCCCGCGCCGCGCCUCGACCCGCCGCUGCCCUUCUACUCGGCGAGCCACGUGCCCAACGUUCCCCGGCCGCCGCCGCCGCAGCCGUACACUGGGCCGCUGGACGUCCGCGACGAUGAACUCGAGCGGGAGUGCGACGACGAGGACAGCGACAGCGAGGAGAAGAUCCGCGGACUCGCUCGCGGGGCAGCGGGGGCGAGGCGAUAG